This is a messenger RNA of Sitophilus oryzae (rice weevil), 8199 nucleotides long. RefSeq names its product E3 SUMO-protein ligase RanBP2. Gene Ontology annotation, molecular function: protein binding; GTPase activator activity. The record is from RefSeq and is a predicted model, not a curated record. Bases 144 to 8027 code for a protein of 2627 amino acids. Gene Ontology annotation, cellular component: nuclear pore; cytoplasm. NCBI's taxonomy places the organism in Eukaryota, Metazoa, Arthropoda, Insecta, Coleoptera, Curculionidae. The transcript is spliced from 35 exons. Gene Ontology annotation, biological process: intracellular transport.
GUUCAUAAUUUCGGAAAUUCGCCAUAUUGCUGAUUUCAAAGGUAAAUGUUCCGUUUUCCGUUGAUGUUGCAAAUAUUUUGAAAAUACGAUUAGAAACUGUUAAAGGUGAAUAGUUGUGAGAAGACCAUAGGAUUUAAGUGAAAAUGUUUCAGUCCCGACAAGAAGUUGAUAAACACGUUAAUAAUAGUUUGUUAAAAGUUAAUAAUGAGACUGAGAGAAAUUUGCGAUGUUUUUCGUUUGCAAAAUUGUAUUUUAAUGUUGGAGACUACGAGCAAGCAGUACGUUAUGUUACAUCUUAUCUUAGCGUAAAACCUAAAUCAGCCGAGGGACAUAACCUGUUGGGAAAAGCCCUGGAAAAGUUAGGUAAAAAAAAUGCCGCCUUGGAGGCUUACAGAACAAGCUUACAACAAAAUCCUAAACAAAAUAAUUUAGUUAUUAAAGUGUGUGAACUGAUGGCUCAACAUGAUGUCGAAGUUGAUAAUGCCAGGGCUAGGUACUUCUGUGACCUAGCUCAAUCUUUAGAUCCGCAAAAUCCAGUAAUAUUAAGUUUAAAAGAGAAAAUUAUUACAAAUGAUGGGAAAGAUCCUAAAGAGGUGUCCCAGUUCUUAAUAAAAGAAUUAGAAAUUAGACCAACCGACCUUAAUUUAAGAGUGAGACUUCUGAAACACUUUCUACAGAACAACAUGAUAAAAGAGGCUUUUAAACACGCCUCGGAUAUCGAAGAGAAAAAAUUAGAUUUGUUCGACAACAGUUUGCCAUGGUACGAAACGUUUGCCGAGGUUCUCGUCAAGUACCAGAAAGAAACUGUCUCUUCCCAACUGUCGUGGGAAUUUUGGUUCCUUUCCAUCUCGGUUUUAGAAAAGCUGGCAUCGCUCUCCAUGGACGAUCACACGGAUGCUGUCAAAAGUCAGGCGGACUACAUAAAUUCCGUCUUUAAUUUCGAUCAGUCCCUGUUAAAGGCCAGUCAGAAUGUCAAGUCGUGUCCAGAUAAAAGGCUUUUAAAAGAAUUUCUCAAUCACUACGAGGUGCAGCUGUGUUUUCAUCUGGCAGUGUUGGCCUUUAAGCAGGCCAAGAAAGGUCUGAUGGGUUUUAAAGAGGUUCAGAGUAUUGUUGUGCCUCUGUUAUUCAUCUCUUACAAUACCACCCCUCUAGAUAUACAGGGUGUUUGGUUUAAUAGUGUCUCAGAAUCUAGCAGGAAAAUAAUUAUGUGUUGGUAUAAGGAUGGUAAUUUUAGAUGUUCUCAGGCGGGACACAUCUUGCAUUCCAUGGCCAAGGAUAGAAGAAAUGUUUUUAUAGAAAAAGCUAAUCAAUAUUCCACAGGGAUGUGGCGCGAUCAAGCGUUUAAAAAAUUAUUCAUCACCAGAGAUCAACAACUGAAAAGCGCAACGAGCUAUUUUAUCAGCUCCAGUUCCUUGGAACCAGUCACUAAACUACCUGAACAGGUUGAUUUAGUGAAAUAUGAUGAGGUAGCACAAAACGUCCGUCCGGAUUCCUUGCAUCACUACAUCUGGACAGCCCUGAACACCGAGCCCAUCCACAAUUUUAACCUAAAAACCUUCGACGGGUUGCAGUACACGAUUAAGAAUCUGACAAACUGCGCCGCCGAAUCGCUGAACGUUCUGGAUAUACAGAGUUUCGUGUUGUGCGCGGCCUUGUCGGUCCGGACAAGCUCCAAAGGCGCCGACUCGAGUUUGAGCUAUUUUAAUCAAGACAAGCCGCCGGUUUUGCCCGCCUGCCUCACCGGACAUUUGGGCACUCUGAAUCAAGCCAAAUUCGUUUCGGCCGCCUACAAGAUGUACAAGCACGAGCACCCGUCGAAUACGGGGGAGAUCAGAUUGCUUCUGGUCAGGGGGAUUGAGGUGGUGAGGUGUGUGGGGAACCACGGAUUGGACGUGAAGCUCUUGGUGCAUCUGGCGAAAAUAUUUGAAGAAAGAGCCAACAGUUUGACUAAACAGUCCGAGAUCGAAGCUAAUAAUCAUAGGGCUGAGUUAUAUUGGAAGGCAGCCCUACCAUUUUUGGAAAAACUGAAAAAUAAUUAUGCCAUAGUGUACCCCAAAAACAGAUUGUUCGAAUACCGAUCUAAUAAGGAGCUCGGCCAAGAGGAGGUAUCCGAUUACCUAGAAAAAGCCAAGUUGUUCUUGGGAAUUCAGCAAAUGAAAAAGAAGGAAUACGAAAAGGCCAUGCACGUGUUCGAAGGACUGAAAGACCCGUACGCCAGCUUCUACCAGUCUCAGAUGUACAAAUCGAUGGCCGAUUCGAAGACCAAUCAGAACAAGGAGAACGUGACGUCGGAAAUGAGGAGUCAGAACGUUAUUUUGCUGUCGAAAGCUAGGGAUUGCCUGUAUUUGACGUUGGACAGGCUGCGGGAUCCCGCGCAGGACAAAGACCAUCCGUUGAACGCACAGUUGGGCACCGAAAUCGACAAGAUAGAGAGGUUAUUGUGCAGGUUCGAUCCGGAUUGCGCCAACAGGAACGAAUGUGAUGGAAUGUCCGACGAGAACGUGUCUGACAGUUCUGUGGGCGAGCACUACCUCAGCACCUACACGCAUCACGCCAGUUUCCAAAACGGCCGCGAUUUCAGCGCCAAGAACGACUCCCACCUGCACUCGACGCCGCUGCGUUUGGGGACGACCAGAACAGAGGCGCGACCAAGCCCCGAGAGGUUGGACGCUCAGCUGCGUCAAAUGAUGGCCUCCAAAGACCUGACCAUGAGGAAUCUCAUCGAACAAAACAGGACCUUGACAGAACUGCAAAGGUCUCUUAUGGAGAAGCAUUUUGUCGAGCUGACCCAUACAAUGGACGAUCGCCUUCAAAACGUCAUCGAUAUGGUUCAGGGCAUGAAAAAGGAGAUGAACGAGAUCAGGAAAGAAAUAAACGAGAUCAAAAAAAAUCAGAUCAAGAACACGCAACUUAGCGACGAGGAUCUUUAUGUCUUGGAUCCGGACUACAGCUCUGCUUUGGAUUACAAUUUGGGCACGGGCUUGAGUAAUCCAGCUCCAAACAUAAAUCCAGUUGUUAACAAUAUGUAUCCGCCUCAGUAUAACCCCGCCAGAUUGCAAGGCCAAACAUUGCUGCCUGGUUUCGGCGCUCACGCCCCCUGGUCAGCCGGGUACUUCGGCAUGCCGUACCCCUACGGUCCCAUGGGACUCCAGGCGCCGCCUUUCCUGCCCCCGGCCGACCAGCAGCAGCAACUAAGCCAGCUCGGUUUGGUACAGCCGCCCUACCAGCAACCGAUGAACCUGAAUCUGGGUUCUUUGAUGGCGGCGCAGGUUCAGAACGCCCAAAUGCCGGCCAAGGACAGUCCCAAAACUGCGCUGAAUCUCGGUACGCAAAGUGCUCAGAACGUUGCCGCCGCGGUACCGCUGGCGACGACCAAGGAACAGGUGCCGAAGCCGGCGUUUUCCGGAGGUUUGGGGGCCGUUCAGGCUCCUUUGGUAUCGAACAGCAAGGCGCCGCCGGUCAACGUGGUCAUUACGUCUUCGGAUCCGUUGCCCAGUAUCAAGAGUCCAGCUUCGCAGCCGGUGUUGUCGGUUACUAUUCCUCCGCAGCAUAUCAAAGGCAACAUACCAAAACCCGUCCCGGUAAGCACCCAGCCACACAAUUACCAAAUACCGCUACCGGCCAGCAACGCGGUAGCCUCCACUCCGUCGGUACUGAGCAAGCCGGCGCCGGUGAUAUCCACCCAGAGCUUGUUAUCCGGAAUACCGUCCCCCGCUAUAUCGGCCAUCGUGGCCAGCCCCAACGUAUCCUUGGGACUACAAAUCGAGAAAUCCCUGGAAGAGACGUUCCCGGGCGACAAGAGCGGCGCCAGUUUGAACAGGUCGAACGCUUCUGCGGAGGAGUACGACCCUAGGCCCGAUUUUAAGCCAAUUAUACCGUUGCCGGAUGAAGUUCCAGUGACUACAGGCGAAGAAAAAGAAACGGAAUUGUUCUGUCAACGAGCCAAAUUAUUCAGACACGUUACAACAAAUGAAGUAAAAGAAUGGAAAGAAAGAGGGGUAGGAAACAUUAAGAUCCUUCAUAACCCCGAAACGGGCAAAGUGAGGGUGUUAAUGAGGAGAGACCAAGUGCAUAAAAUCUGCGCCAAUCACUUCCUCACCAAAGAUAUGGUUCUGACGCCCAACACGAAGAACGAGAAGGCUUAUUUGUGGGCGGCCCACGAUUAUGCCGACGGCGAGAUGGUUUUGGAAAAGUUCUGCGUCAGAUUCAAAACAGCGGAAGAAGCCAAACAAUUUGCCGAAGCCUUCGAGAAAGCUAAGAACAAGAUUACCGAUGCGCCAGCAGCUGUUAAGUCGGUAACUGAUGCACCUAAAGGCAAACAGCCCGAACCCAAGAAAGCGGACGAGUUGCCGAAAGAACCCAUCAACAUGGGAGGCUUCAAGUUCACCAGCACGCCCACGUUCAAGCCGAUGGACGAGGCCAAACCCGUCCAGACCAAGCCCGAAGAGCGGAAAGAGGUGAUCGUGGCCAGCCCGUUCGCCUCAUUUAGUUUCGGCGCCAAAGCGGAACCGUCCAAGCCCGCGACGGCGUGGGACAACUUCUGGAAACCGCCGGCCGCGGGGUCGUGGAAGUGCGCCGUGUGCGAGGUCGUCAAUAAAGAGGCGGAUAGCAAGUGCGUGGCUUGCGAGACGAGUAAAGAUGGGAAAGAUACCGCUCAGGGCAAGGGCGGUGCUCAAGGAUUGAAAGGAGUUGAUUUGGAUACAGGUGGCCAAACCUUCAGUUUCGGCAUACCGGCGGCAUCCAAGCCCUUAACCGCUGCGCAGACGCAAAAGUCCGAACAGCCAGUGCAGAAGUUCUCGUUCAGCGUGCCGCCGGCAAACAAACCCGAUCCCAGCGCCGUUCUGUCCGGUUUCGGGGAUUCUUUCAAACCGAAAUCGGGAACGUGGGAAUGCAAGACUUGCUAUAUUCGAAACGAGCCUUCGAGCCAGUAUUGUCUGAGUUGCGAGACGCCAAAGGACGAUACGGUGCCUAAGAAAGAAACAGCGCCUAAAGGGGUAAAUUUAGAAACUCCUGGUUUAAAAUUCAACUUUGGUGUACCGACAACUUCGACGCCAGCCACCGUAUCCACAUCUACAUCACUAUCAACUCCAAAAUCGACAUUUUCUUUCGGAUCUACCUUAGCUACAACAACAGAACCGGUUUCGGAAAAAUCCGCAUCGGAGAGCAAGUCCCAGCAGGGCUUCGUAUUCGGGUCACCACACAAGCACGAUUUCGAGUUCAAGCCGCGAAGUCCCCGAAGGAUCUCCUCGGGACAGGGAGACGAGUCUGACGGCAGUUACAUGGAAGAAGAAGAGGCCAACGUGUACUUCAAGCCUGUCGUACCGCUACCUGAUAAGAUCGAUGUGAAGACCGGCGAGGAGAACGAGGAAGUACUAUAUUGUCAUAGGGCGAAAUUAUUCAGGUUUUCCGCUGGGGAAUGGAAGGAGCGCGGCCUGGGAGACGUCAAGAUUCUCAAGGACAACGUUUCGGGAAAAUUGCGUGUGGUGAUGCGCCGCGAACAAGUACUGAAAAUAUGCCUGAACCAUUGGCUGACCAAAACCGUGGAAUAUUUACCCAAAGACGACCGAACCUGGCUGUUUUUCGCUCCCGAUUUCUCCGAAGGAGAGAUCAGCACAGACCAGUUCUGUUUAAGAUUUAAAACCCCCGAUAUAGCCAAGGAAUUCAAAACCGCCACAGAGAACGCGAUCAAAGACGACGUUAAAAAGGAUAAAGAACCUGAACCGAUAAUUGAAGAACCGGAAUCUUCGGACGAUUCCGAUGUUGAAUUUGUUUCCGAUACUCAAGUCACUCUCGAAGAAGAGACUGAUGCAUUGAAACUGGGUUUGCCUGCCAAAUUUUUCGCUUAUAGACAAAGACCGGAUUGUACUUGCGAGCAAUGCAAGAAGGAGGACGAAUAUUUGAAGGAACUGUUUGGAAAAGAACCGGACUCAAAGCCGGAAUCUAUCAAAGUGAGCAGUACCAGUUCAACUGUAUUUGGCACGCCUACUUUAAGCUUGGGAACCCCAUCAUCGGGAAGCGUUUUCGGCACGCCCAUUACCAGCUUUACCUUCAGUUCUACCACUCCAACAGCGUCCUCGCCUGUUGUAAGCGCUCCAAAAUCGGAUUCGUUACGCGAUCUGCUCCAAAAGACCGUGCCGAUCGCGUCCGAACAAACACCGAAAAGCGGCGAAGUGUUCAAAUUCAAAUUCGGACAGGCCAGUGUGGAAACGUCAGUUCAAAACGCACCGACGCCACCUACAAAGUCCGAAAAUAUAUUUCAGACUUCUUCAUCCGGAGGAAAUUCACCGUUUCUGGGCAGCGGACUAUUUAAUUACCACACCCCUAAGGAAGGAGCCACGCCUAAUCUUUUCGGUGAUUUGAACACUAGUAAAGCCGACUCUGCCGGUGGAUUGUUUGAAAGCAAAAAAGAUUCGGAUGCGGGCAAAUACACCUUUGGCUCCAGCAGUUCUGCCAACUUAUUUGGAAACUCUUCCGCUCAAAGCUUGUUUGCGACACAGCCAACGAACAUCUUCGGUACUGCCUCCGCCACCACGACUAGCAGUGCCAAUAUUUUCAGUUCCAACAGCGGAUCCAGCGACUCUAGCAAUAUAUUCUCCAGCGCUGGCAAUUCUUCGAAUAUAUUUUCUGCGGCACCUGGCGCAGCCUCCACGGGAAAUAUAUUUAGCGGUACCGGCGUGAGUACCAACACGAGCUUGUUCGGGAAUGCCGCCACUCAAAGAACAUCCGGUACGAGUAUCUUCGGUGGACCUCCUUCAAUACAGGGUACUCCAGCGAAGCCCUCUGUGUUGGGCACCACUAUUUUUGGCAGCAAGGCGGAGCCCAAAGUAACCGACGCAAAUUUAAACUUUGGAUCGUCCAAUAAUGACGCCGAAGAGAUCGUGUUGAAUUGCGAUCCAAGUUUAUCGUUUUCAAGUUUGGCAGCAAAAGUGGAUCCCAAGUCUGAGCCUGCUUUCUCCGCCACGAAAACAGCGGACGCAACCAAGCCUUUCUCAUUUUUAGGCGCGGGAGCUCCGGUAUUUGGCACAUCCCCUUUGACGAGGGGAACCCAAAACGAGGCCGAGAAUAACAGCAAAGAUGGCGACGAUGAGACUGGGGAGCAAGACGAUAAAGAACACGAUCCACACUUUGAGCCCAUAGUACCUUUGCCCGAUCAAAUUGUCGUGUCGACUGGCGAGGAGAACGAAACGGUUUUGUUUGGAGAAAGAGCCAAACUGUACAGAUAUGACGCCAACGGCAAGGAGUGGAAGGAAAGGGGCGUGGGCCAAAUUAAAAUCCUGCACGACCCGGCCAACGGUACCUACAGGUUGCUGUUGCGCAGAGAACAAGUGCACAAAGUUGUUCUGAACGAAAGAAUAGGGCGCGGUUUUCAACUACAACAAAUGAACACCUCAGAUAGGGCCUGGACCUGGAUCGGCCAUAACUACGUCGACGACGAAUUCAAUAUGGAGAAUCUUUCUGUCAGAUUCAAGAACACCGAGCAGGCGUUGGCGUUUAAAAAAACCGUCGAAGAAGUUGUGCAGAAGAUAAGCGAUGCGCGCGGUCCCAGCCAGGCAGAAUACGACGGCCAAGAAGAUCAGGCGUAUAGAGUUCACCAUGAAGACGACUACGAUGACGAUGAGGAUGAGGACACUGAAGAUGAUGAGGAUGAUAGAUCGAUAAUGUUCAGCAAAAACUGCACGCUGAGCGAACUGACCAGUAACAACACCUGGCAGACGGUUGGUAUGGGCGAGCUGCAGCUCUACUACGACCCCGACAUCUAUGCGGCCAAAAUAUGCGUCACCGACCACCAAGGUCAGAUACUGACCAGUAGCAUAAUCGGAAUCAACACUUUCGUCACCAUCGAAGGCAGGGACUGCUGGUAUAAAACUGUAGAAUGGGUGGACGAGCGUCAACCCGCCUUCCGGACGUUGAAAGUGACUUUCAGCAGUCCAAAUGCAGCCCAAGAGUUCCAUUCCAACUACCUUGAAGCCGUCAACUUUGCACAAGAGGUGGGCAUCGUGGACGAACUACCCAACGCGGAAGAUUAAUUAUUAUAAAUUGUAAUUCUUUUUCAUUCUUUUAGAGUUUGUUAUAUUUAGUUGCAGUUUGUUUUUUAGGAAGAAAACAGGUUAAAAAACUUAUUACACAUAAUGUACUGUUUAUUUACUAUUUCUGUAAUGUUUUCUCAGUUGAAAAGUUAAACUAUAUUAUAAGUUCGAA